This is a messenger RNA of Mercurialis annua (annual mercury), 1618 nucleotides long. RefSeq lists its product as uncharacterized. The record is from RefSeq and is a predicted model, not a curated record. The transcript has 3 exons. The coding region runs from base 670 to 1563 and encodes 297 amino acids. Lineage: Eukaryota; Viridiplantae; Streptophyta; Magnoliopsida; Malpighiales; Euphorbiaceae.
AGAAUAGAAACGACUUGACAGAAACACUUGUGUUUUUCUCUUACGAUUUUUUUCUCUUUUGUGGAAUUCCUUCAUCUCUUCAACAAUUCGUAUCUGCUUAUUUAUCAACGGCUAUCUCAAUAAAUCAAGUCUUUUUCUAAUUCUUUUUCAUCUUCCGUAAUUUGGUUAUCAUAUUGAACAAUCCCAUUGAAGGUACGUAAACUUUAUUAUGAAUAGCAAAAUUGAUGAGUUUAUAUUAAUCUAACAUGUGUUUCUUGUUUGGUUGCAUUUGAAUUGUAUGUAAAAUUGAUGAGUUUACAUUAAUCUGACAUAUGUUUCUUGUUUGGUUGCAUUUAAUUGGGUGUAAUUUAGUUAAAUUUGUUUUUCAUAAUCUUAUUAAUGAAUCAUGAAUUGCAAUUUCGUUCAAAGGAAUGUCCAAUCUGGUUCAACGGCCGGUUCAUAUUAAUGAACCGGAUCAUGAACCGGAUCAAUACAGUAUAGUAUUAUUUCGGGCUGGUUUGAUGACCGGUUCAAUAACAUGAACCGGUUAUCAAACCGGAUUAGGAUAUAACACAAUUUUUAAUUUUUUUCCAAUAAUAACUUUUCUCCAAUAAUAAAUUUUAUUAAACAUUAUAUUUUUUUUAAUAAAACUAAUUAAUUGUAAUUUUUUGUUUUAGAAUUUGUUUUAUAAUGGACAAGACUUGGAUAUACGAAAGUGAUAGAUUGAGCGCAAAAUAUUUACAAGGGAUUGAAUAUUUUUUUGAAUUUGCCUUGAAGUCUUCGGAGGAUGGGCUACUUGCAUGUCCAUGUAAUGAAUGUGUUAAUGUAUUCCGAUUUGAUCGAAAUAUUGUCAUGGAUCAUCUUCUUAGUAAAGGAUUUUCUCGAGGUUAUACUCGUUGGUAUUUCCAUGGGGAAUUGUUACCGUCAACAACUUUCGAGUCACAAUUCAAGGAAUCAAGUUCAAAUGCACAAGAAAAUGUAAACAAAUACAUUCAAGAUAUGGCCUUAGGGUAUGCGAAUAUGGGAGAAACUUCUCAUAAUAGAGAAUUUGAGGAAAAUUUCAAUUUGAGUGGAGAUCAAAAUAAUCAGCCCCAAUGUGAUGUAUUGAGCGAAGAAGCUAAAAAGUUUUAUGGAUUUUUACAAGAAAAUGAUGAAAAGCUUUUUGAGGGAUGUCGAAAACAUAGCAAAUUGUCAUUUAUUUUAGACCUUUAUCAUAAAAAAUGCAUGGGAGGGUGGAGUAAUGCUUCUUUUCAAGGGCUACUUGAUGAGUUAAGAAGUACAUUUCCCGAGGGUGAAAAUCUACCAAAGUCGGCUUAUGAAGUGAAAAAACUCAUUAGCAAAUUAGGACUUGGGUAUAAAAAGAUAGACGUUUGUCCUAAUAAUUGUAUGUUGUUUUGGAAGGAAGAUGUGGAUAAGCAACGAUGUUCGUUCUGCAAUGCUAGUAGAUGGCAUGACGAUGAAGAUGAAAUUUCACAUAAAAAAAGAAAGACAAAGAGAAAAUCAAAGAAGGUGUUGAGGUAUCAAAUAGGUUUCCUCAUUCUGGUAUUUAAGGAUACAAGUAGCUAUGAUGGAAUUCGUGCAUAAUAUUUGGACUUUAUUUUCAUUUUAUGUGAUAUUUAGACUAUGUUAUUUGGAUAUU